UAGGUGUAGCACAUAUUAUAUUGAGGAGAGACGUUUAGGGAAAGCAGUCAACUUCUUCCAUCAUGCUUAUCAACAUGCAAGUGUAAACAUUUCAAACUUAGCCUCACCCUAAAUUGAGAUGUAUUCCAACUUCCUCUUUAAUAUCUUUUACUUUUGUUUUUCUAUUUCCAAUCUAAACAGCAGCCAAAGCAAUGAAUUUUUUUGUUUGUUUUUCCACUAAAGGUGUUUUGUGUAAAUUGCCCAAAGUCUCGGGAGAAACAAACUAAUCAGAAAUCAACCAGCAUCCUCAAAAAGGAUUGUCUUCAACCUUCUACGUUACACUGUAUUUUUCUUUUAUGACUGAAUAAAUUAUUUUGGUGGUUAAAUACAUGGACCACUGCAUGUUAUAGCUUUCUAAGUAAGAAUAAUGAACUUUGUUCAGAAUGUGGUAUUUGUGUAUUGAAAGUGCUAACAAAAGCUGUCGGGUCCCACAUUUAGCUGGCCAUUGUUGUGAAACAGCCAAGUCAUUUCUCAAGAUUCUUUUCCCCUUGACCUUUUGUUCAAAACACGCAGCAGGACAAAGACGAAGGAAGUAAAUACUUCGUGCUUGUGCAGUAAUACGUGCUCGGUGAACUCAUGUCACAUCACAUCAGAAAUGAUACAAUUAGUUGGACUAUUGAAGAGUUUUAAUGCUCUCACGCAAACCUCCAUAGCGUAAGCAUUUUCAAAGUUAGUGGUUUAUAUCAGUACGGUACGUCAAGCUUGGGUAGUUUCUGUCAAUGUUUAAUUCUUCUCUCCUGAGGGGAAGGUAAGGGAGAAUGUUAGCAAAUAGACUACAGUACUGCGGUGUGCCCUCCUGAGAGAAGCAUUAAACUGAACACUGUUCUCAUUAGUUACACAUGUAGACACAUGCCACUCAACAGAGACUGAUGCUGAUACUUUGCACACUUGAGGAUCGGCCCGGAGUCCGUGAAAAAAUGUAGGCUCGCUGGAAUUCACUUUACGACAGGGGAUAGUGCUCUUAAACUGGAAGAAUCAACCACAUCUGGAGCCUGGGGGACUCGAGAAUGCAACUGCUGUUGAAGCUUGGGAGUUUUUCUAAGCAAAUGAAACAUGGCCAGCACUGCAAUUCAGCUACUGGGUUUCUUCUUGAGCCUUCUCGGGUUUGUAGGAACUCUAGUUGCCACUCUGCUCCCACACUGGCGCAGCUCAGCUCACAUCGGGCCGAGCAUCAUCACGGCAACGGCCUACAUGAAAGGCCUUUGGAUGGAGUGCGUGUGGCACAGCACGGGCAUUUAUCAGUGUGAGCUGUAUCGAUCCCUCCUGGCGCUGUCGCAGGACAUGCAGGCUGCCCGUGCACUCAUGGUGCUGUCCUGUGUGUCUUCGGUCCUGGCCGUUGUGGUUUCUGUGAUGGGGAUGAAGUGCACCUACUUUGCCCAAGCCUCAUUAAUCAAGUCUCCUUUGGUGAUGAGUGGAGGGAUCUGUUUUGUCUGUGCUGGUUUACUCUGCUUGACCACGGUAUCCUGGACCACCAAUGAUAUCAUCAAAGAUUUUUAUGAUCCCUUCCUUCCGAGCGGCACGAAGUACGAGAUCGGGCUAGCGGUGUAUCUCGGUUACGUGUCAGCCUGUCUCAGCUUGUGCGGAGGAUUGGUACUAUGCUGGAGAAGCAGCGGCCAGAGGUCACAGGAGCAUCCUCAAAGGCAUAGGGGACAGCCUUCACCCCCUCCUCCUUACAUCAACAACAGCUACCCCCCGGCCCCCCCAUACAAUCCUCCAGAGGCCCUCAAGGAUAAUCGUGCCCCCUCACGCUGCUCUGUCUCCAGCAAUGGCUACAGACUUAAUAAUUAUGUAUAAUGUUUGUGUGGAACAGCUUGCUUUACACCAGCACGCCUAAGCACUGCAAUGAAGGGAAUUACCAUAAGACACUAACACUUACUAAACUUUUUCGAAUCACACACAGUAACCGAACUUAUUACACUGCAAUGUGGCUAAAGUACCGCUAGAUGGCAAAAUUCGUCAGGAGAUAGAAACCGCAGCGAGAACUUAGGAGGCUGUUAUAACGGUCCUAUUCAUGCAGACCAGAUGCUUCUCCUUUUUGAAAGCAUUUAUAUUAAAAUUCUUACCGAAAGACAAUAUGCUGCAUAAUUAUGUCCGUUUCAAGAAUACUUUUUCACUUGGUAACGUCAGGAAAAUCACUCAUAAAAUGUGUUUUUGUGCUUUAUUUUACCAGACAACAAUCAAAUGUGGCACUCAUUUGUCAUCCAUCAUUCAUUGAUUUACAUUGAUUUUCUGUACGCAAAUCAUGUAUCACAUUUUCACAUUAUUUGUAACAAUAUUCCAUAAUAUUAAACUGAAUGUAGAGUCUCUCACAAAGCAUUCAUUAGGCUGCAUGUACUGUACAAGUGGUUUAUAAGAAAAGCUCCCAAUUAGAGCUUCACUGUGUGCCCGUCAGCCUGUCAGCUGAACAGCGGCCAAAUUACGAAACCUGUCA
Messenger RNA from Syngnathoides biaculeatus (alligator pipefish), 2470 nucleotides. Its product is annotated as claudin-14-like. Gene Ontology annotation, biological process: bicellular tight junction assembly; cell adhesion. NCBI's taxonomy places the organism in Eukaryota, Metazoa, Chordata, Actinopteri, Syngnathiformes, Syngnathidae. The record is from RefSeq and is a predicted model, not a curated record. Gene Ontology annotation, molecular function: structural molecule activity. Gene Ontology annotation, cellular component: plasma membrane; bicellular tight junction. The coding region runs from base 1093 to 1833 and encodes 246 amino acids. The transcript is spliced from 3 exons.